Messenger RNA from Chenopodium quinoa (quinoa), 2404 nucleotides. Its product is annotated as L10-interacting MYB domain-containing protein-like. NCBI's taxonomy places the organism in Eukaryota, Viridiplantae, Streptophyta, Magnoliopsida, Caryophyllales, Amaranthaceae. The record is from RefSeq and is a predicted model, not a curated record. The coding region runs from base 649 to 2076 and encodes 475 amino acids. The transcript has 4 exons.
UUAUAAUAAAAAUUUGAGAUUAUAUUGUGGUGUUAUAAUCCAUUUUUUGUAAAAUUUAUGGUGUUAUUUUCUAACUUUUCCAAAUUAUAAUGUCCAUAGAUCUUUACUCCUUAUUACCAAAUGUGUUUGGUUAAGCAUAGGAAAUUCUACUUUCAGUCAUAAAGAGGAAAAAAAAAAUCAAAAUUGUAUAUUAAUUAGAUAUCAUAAGAUCUCAUUUUACUAUGUUGUUUCUUGCGUAGUAUACAAUAUUGUGAAUUUACAGCCAAAGUAAUUUAGUAACUGUUUGGCCUAGUUUCUACAAGUGUUUCUUUAUCUAAGAAAUAGAAACUGGGCCAAACAAGGGUUUUUUAAGAAACAAAAACACUUUCUCAAGAAGCCCAAAAUAACUUCUAGAGUGGGAAAAAUAAGAAGCACCAAUUUUGAGCUUCUCUAUAUCAGUUUCUCGGGGAGCUGAUUUCCCAUUUAAUGAAACUUUUUUUUGGACAAAAAUAUCCUUAACAUUUUACAAAAAGACCUCUAAUAUCCCAUUAAAAAAAAGAAACCCCCCUUCUCUCUCUUCACCUCUCAUAAACACUGAGCAGCUCUUUCUCUCUCCAAAAACACGAAACGCUCAACCCUCAAGGCCAAACAAAGACGGCGUCCGACGACAUGCAAUCCGGUCCUCCUAGACCACCGGCGCCACCAUUUCGUCCACCCAAGAGGACACAACCAAGCAAUAAUAAGGAGAAAGCUAUAGAUCUCAGUGGUUCUCCUCAUCCAAAUCAUCCCAAUACUUCACGAACAAGAAGUUCUGCCAAUGAGGUUAGUUCAAAUGGAAGUGCUUAUGAUGAUGUAAUUGACGAAUCCUCCUCCGAAGAAGAAGACGAUGAAGAUUUAUUACUUCAAGAACAACUGAGGGGUAAACAAAUGAUGUUAUAUGCCGCCACAGGGGUAACGAUACUUACCAAAUACUAUCUUAAAUAUUUAAUUAAACAGCCUACUAGGAUUUCGUUAUGUUCUGGAUGGCACUGGUUGCAAGAGGUUUUAUCUACAUCGGGUGAAAGUUAUAGGAUAUUAAGAAUGGAACCCCAUGUGUUUUAUAGUCUUGCUAAAUUAUUAAUGGAUAAAUAUGGAUUAAAGUCAACUAGGACCAUGUCUGCUGAAGAAGCACUCGGAAUAUUCGUAUAUUUAUGUGCACAAUUUCAAUCUAAUCGUAAUAUGAAAAAUCGCUUUAAACAUUCUGGUGAAACAAUAAGUAGAAAAUUCAAUGAAGUUCUUGAAGCAAUGAUAAGAUUUUCUAAAGAUAUUGUAAGACCUUCUGAUCCAAACUUCAAGGAGGUUCCAACUAAGAUACGAAAUAAUUAUAAAUAUUGGCCACAUUUCAAGGAUUGUAUUGGUGCCAUUGACGGAACUCAUAUUCCAUGUGUUGUUUCGGAGGAGGAUGAAAUCCCUUACAUUGGCCGCAAAGGUAACCCUACUCAAAAUGUUUUAGCAAUUUGUGACUUCGACAUGUUAUUUACAUAUUUUGUUGCUGGGUGGCCGGGAUCUGUUCAUGAUAAUCGAAUCUUAAAAGAUGCAAUGGAAGACCGCAAGAAAUAUUUCCCUCAUCCACCCGAAGGAAAAUAUUAUGUUGUUGACGCGGGUUAUCCGAAUAUGAAAGGAUUUAUGGCUCCUUUUAAAGGCGAACGAUACCAUGUUCCUGAUUUUCGUCGUUCAACACAACCUCCAAAUGGUUUCUACGAGGUCUUUAAUUAUUCACAUUCGUCAUUGAGAAACGUUAUAGAGAGAACAUUUGGUGUCUGGAAAAAAAGAUGGAGGAUAUUAUCAAUUAUGCCCAGCUUUUCGUUGGAAACUCAAAAGAAACUUGUUGCAGCUACUAUGGCUAUGCAUAACUAUAUAAGAAGACACGCGCUUGAAGAUUUGGAAUUUGAUAAAUGUGAUGCAGAUCCUUAUUACAUACCUGAAGUUGAAGGGGAUGAGGAUAUUGGAGGCAACCCGGUAACUACUCUUGAAGAACAUGAUGGAUCAAUGGAUGAUUUUAGUCUGGAGUCUAUUCGCUACAAUAUUGCAACUUCUCUAAUGAGUCGUGGAUUGUAACAUUAUUGGAUCUUUUAUUAGGAAUAAUAAUAGCAGACAUUUUGGAUAUGAAUUUUUUAUAUUUUGACAAAAAAAUCCAAGUAUUUAGACUUAUAAAAUUGUUCAAUAUUUUAAAUUAAAUUUAAUCUUACAAGCUAUUAUAAACAAUUUGCUAUUAAAAAACAAAAAAAAACUAUUAUUAACAAAAAAAAAAACUAUUAUUAACAACAAUGUACAAGAAAUUAAUACUAAUUUAUUCUCCCAAAUAAUUUUUUUAAAAAAAAACUAAUAUGGGCCAAACAGGGUAAAAUAGUUUCUCAAUCUAAGAAUCACUUCUGAUUUUUGAUGG